This is a messenger RNA of Hordeum vulgare subsp. vulgare (domesticated barley), 2548 nucleotides long. Its product is annotated as BTB/POZ domain and ankyrin repeat-containing protein NPR3-like. Gene Ontology annotation, biological process: regulation of salicylic acid mediated signaling pathway; defense response to fungus; defense response to bacterium. The record is from RefSeq and is a predicted model, not a curated record. Lineage: Eukaryota; Viridiplantae; Streptophyta; Magnoliopsida; Poales; Poaceae. The coding region runs from base 602 to 2371 and encodes 589 amino acids. Gene Ontology annotation, cellular component: nucleus. The transcript is spliced from 4 exons. Gene Ontology annotation, molecular function: protein binding.
AUGUCGACUGAGCAGUAGCAGUAGCACACCUCGACCUCGCGCUACCCGCAGCGAUUUUCUCGGACUAGAGUAUUCCUCCUCCCACGCGACUAUUCUCCCGGCGGUGGCGACGUCACCGCGGUGACGUCCGGUAAGCCGGUCACCACCCCCGACGCCCCACACCUCACCCUCACGCGCACCACCCAAAGGUCCCAAACAAAUCCCGCACGUUGCUGUCCCUCUUCUUCUGCCUCCUGCGUGUGGACGGUAUCUCGCGGAAGCAUCCAAACACAAGGCGCGCCGCGGACGCGCAGGGAUAAUCCUUUUCCGGCCAGCCGCGAAAUUCCCCGAUAAGAGCAUAUUUUUCCGGCGCCUCCGCGUUCCGUUUCCCUUGCAGAUUUCCGCUGGGCUUUCUUGGAAGAGUAGAGAUUAUUUCAUGCUUCCUUCGUGACAUCUUGCCGUUUCUUUGCUUGCUUCUUUCGGCUUCUUGCCGGAGGAGGAUUUGCCCCUUUCGGAGCUCGGAUUCUUGCGCCAUGAAGUAGACGCGAGCUUCUAGAACCUUCUCCUGGUCUGGUGGUGGUUUCCCCUGCCUGCCUCCUCCCGGUCCACGCUACCUACGUACAUGGAGACGUCGACGGUGACCUACUCCUCCUCCUCGCCGCCCCCUUCGUCCUCGCCGCAGCAGCAGCAGGCGGAGCAGGCGGCCGACCUCGACGCCGUCAGCCUCGGCCGCCUCAGCGCCAACCUCGAGCGCCUCCUCGACCCGGCCUUCCUCGGCUGCGCCGACGCCGACGUCGUCCUCGCGGCCGGGGACGCCGUCGUCGGCGUCCACCGCUGCAUCCUCGCCGCCAGGAGCAACUUCUUCCUCGACCACUUCUCCUCGCUCGCCGCCGACGACAAGGAGAGGCCGCGGCUGGAGCUCGCGGACCUGGUCCCGGGCGGCCGCCACAUCGGCCGCGACGCCCUCGUGGCCGUCCUUGGCUACCUCUACACCGGCCGCCUCAGGCCCCCGCCGCGGGACGCCGCGGUCUGCGUCGACGAGCUGUGCCCGCACGAGGCCUGCCGCCCGGCGAUAGACUUCGUGGUCGAGUCCACCUACGCCGCCGCCGGCUUCCAGAUCUCCGAGCUCGUCUCGCUCUUCCAGCGUCGGCUGUCAGACUUUGUAAACAUAGCUCUGGUGGAGGACAUAGUGGCCAUUGUUCAUGUUGCGUCCACCUGCCAGCUCCAUGAGCUGCUCAGCCAGUGCAUCCAGAGGGUGGCAGGAUCCAGCGUCGACAGCCGGUACCUCGAGAAGGAGCUGCCAGACGAGGCAUUCGCCAAGGUGAAGGAGUUCCGGCGAUACUCGCUGCACGACGACUCCGACGAGUUCAUCCUGGACCCCGAGCACGCCAGGAAGGUGAGGAACAUCCACAAGGCAUUGGACUGCGACGACGUCGACCUGGUCGGCCUGCUCCUGCAGGAGUCUGGGAUCACCUUGGAUGAUGCAUUUGCCAUACACUAUGCUGCUGCCUAUUGUGAACCAAAAGUGUUGGCUGGAAUCCUGAAGCUGGUCCCUGCCGGCGACUGCGUGAACGUCAACCUGAAGAAUGACAGCGGGUACACGCCGCUGCAUUUGGCAUGCAUGAGGCGAGAGCCGCAGAUCCUUCUCUCGCUUAUCGAGAAGGGCGCGUCGGUGGUGGAGAGGACGCGGGACGGGCGCGACGCGCUUACCAUCUGCAAGAGAUUGACAACGGAGAAAGACUGCAACAAGAAGUUUGAGAAGUGUAAGGAGAGAAGCAAGGCUUACCUGUGUAUCGACAUAUUGGAGCAGGAGAUCAAGAGGAAGUCCUUCAUCUUUGAGGAGCUCCUUUCGGCGGAAGUUUCGGUCGCCACGCCUUUGCUGGUCGACAAUUUCCACAUGAGGCUCAUAAACUUGGAAAACAGAGUUGCCUUUGCAAGAAUAUUCUUCCCUUCCGAAGCCAAGCUUGUCAUGCGCAUAGCACAAGCUGACUCAACCGAAGAGUUUGCCGGUCUCACGUCAGCUAAUUUCAAUAAACUGAAGGAGGUUGACCUAAAUGAGACCCCUACAAUGCAGAACAAGAGACUGCGUGAACGCCUUGACGCCUUGACAAAGACAGUUGAGCUAGGGCGAAAGUACUUCCCGCAUUGUUCGGAUGUUCUCGACAAGUUCCUCAUCGAAGAAUCCACCGAUUUGCACUUCCUUGAAAGCGGCACUGCCGAGGACCAGUGCACCCGGAGGUCGCGCUUCUCUGAACUCAAAGAGGAUGUGAGGAAGGCCUUCAGCAAAGACAAGGCUGUUGCAGCCAUAGCCUCAUCGACGUCCUCGUAUUCACCGAGGGGCGAUGGGAAGGUUAAUAGACAUGGUCACAAGAAGGCGAGGCUGUCGCGGUGAUAAAUAUGCUCCAUGUCGCUGUAUCGGUAGGUUAACGCCGGAUUCGUGGAGCGGAGGCGCGUGAUGGGUUCCGGAUAGAAGAGGUGGGGGGGGGGAGCAAAGGUUUUGUUGACAGUUUGUAGUGUAGUGAAACCAUGUAUGUAGAUGCAACCAAAGCAAGCAUAUCGGUUCUAGUUU